Molecule: messenger RNA, 1592 nt
Organism: Tigriopus californicus
Lineage: Eukaryota; Metazoa; Arthropoda; Copepoda; Harpacticoida; Harpacticidae
Product: protein jagged-1b-like
Exons: 8
Coding region: 66-1163 (365 amino acids)
Biological process (GO): anatomical structure development
Cellular component (GO): extracellular region; cell surface
Molecular function (GO): signaling receptor binding
Source: RefSeq, a predicted model, not a curated record
GCCGAUUCUCGGAGUAGAGAGUCAGUUGAAAUCCUCCUAUCAACUCGAAUAGAAGAAGCAAGACGAUGUUCUCCCUAUUGGUUGGAUUGACUUUGGUAGCUCAAUUGGCCCAAGCCGGUCACAUUAACCGAAGGCAAACUCCUUUGGUCCAUGAUGACAUGCCUUGCUUGGCCGAAAACCUCCGGGAGACGGAUCACUAUAUUUGCAACGACGACAACGAGAUGAUCUGUUUGUCCGGAUGGUCCGAACCCGCCAACCAGUGUCGCACUCCCGUUUGCCAAUUCCGGACCGCGGAAGCCGAUGUGACCAAAACUUGCAAGCAUGGAGAUUGUGCCCGACCCAAUGUCUGUGCUUGUGAGGUGGGAUGGGAUGGGGUGGCUUGCGAUGAGUGCAUUCCGUUGCCUGGAUGUCUGGAUGGUACUUGCGACGAUGCGUUUGAGUGCAAUUGCCGGAACGCCUCUCGAUAUACGGGAGCCAGUUGCGACAUCCCCGUUUGUAGAGAAGGCUGUGCCAACGGAUAUUGUGUGGACCCUCAAGAGUGCAUUUGCGAGGACGGUUGGAGUGGCCAGCUCUGUGAUGAGUGCAUCACGUUACCUGGAUGUCUCAAUGGACAUUGUAGUACAAGUCCCUUGGAGUGUACUUGCAAUGAAGGCUGGAUGGGAUCCCUGUGUGACUGUCCCAUCUGCAAGAAAGGUUGCAAUAUGGAUCAUGGUUUCUGCACCAAUGAGAAUAGUUCCACCGAUGAAUGCAUCUGUUAUCCCGGCUACAAGGGCGAGACCUGCAACGAAUGCAUUAAAUAUCCGGGUUGUCCCUCAGAGGGAUAUUGUACCGAGCCCUGGGAAUGUCUGUGUCCAUCGGGAGUGAACCAUAAAUAUUGUAACACCACAGUGAAACACAAUCUCUUACCUGAAUAUUAUCACCACGAAAUGUCCAAGACAUGUUGCGAAAUGAACAAAGCUCUUUCGGCUAUGUCUGGCAAGGGCAACACUCAGGAGGACUCUAAAUUUGACUUUAACCUUGGAUUUGGGGGCGGAGACUCUCCUUUUGGCCCUGACUUGACUGAGGGAGAUGCCGUGAAUGCGGAUGACUUUGGAGGUAAAGAAGUCAAGGAGAUCGGCUCUCGGCUCGCAAGAAACGUUUCUUUUUCUUUCAAUUGGCCUUGAUAUGCAAUAAUGUUCUUACUCUUUUGUAGGGCAAAACCCAGUCAGCAGCGACACCUUAUAAGUUGAGUCGAGUUAAGGAAGAAGCCAACUUGAAAAUUUGAUCUUCAUCUGGUGACUGGAUUGAAUGGACAAAUGCUCAUCUUGGCUUCAUCGGUCACGGCAAUAACACGCAAUUAUCAAAACAGAAAAUGAGCCCUGCAUCUCCAAAAAUUUGCUUGAACGGAAAUUUGCGGAAAUGCGAAACCAAUCAUUCAGAUAGCGCUUUCAAACGAAUAUGACACUUGCUCCAAUCACAAAUAUCAACAAUUCAUUCAGUACGCAGAGUACUCCGAGCUCCACUCCUAUAUUGAACCCUACAUGCAUUUUGUUCUAUAUUGCUGAUAGAAUACUCGAAUUGAAUGUGACCCAAUAAAACGAUUUUCAACGUGA